Messenger RNA from Nicotiana tabacum (common tobacco), 726 nucleotides. RefSeq lists its product as uncharacterized. NCBI's taxonomy places the organism in Eukaryota, Viridiplantae, Streptophyta, Magnoliopsida, Solanales, Solanaceae. The record is from RefSeq and is a predicted model, not a curated record. Gene Ontology annotation, biological process: protein import into nucleus.
UUUACCCUAGUUAUUUAACGUAGUUGUAAUUCCAUUUCCUUCUUCUUCUUCAAUUUUGCAUCAGACUUCAUGCAUGAAGCAGGUUGUUUCAAUCUUUGUUCCGCUUCUGAAAUUCUAUAUCCACAACCCUUUCAGGAGAUCUGCUGUUGUAGCAAUGCCCAUCCUGUUGCGUUCUGCUAAACUUGCUUUUGAGAAAGGGAUUACUCAAGGUGAAAGUGAAUCAUAUUUCACGAAGUUGUCAGACUAUAUGAUACUGGCUUUGGUAGAAGCUAUGCAUAAGGUUGUCCUUAACAUAUGUACUUAUGUUGUUCCUUCUUUUUUGGAUAAUGAGAAAGUGAUACCUGAUGAGUUAUCUCAACAGGAGCAUGUGACAGAAAUCUGUGCAAUCAUGUUGGGAGAAUUGAAUUAUUGCCUGCAGAUUUGUAGACUACUUCCCACUGAAGGUCAGGUUCGUAGCAUCGUUAAUGAGAUAAUGCAUGUAAUUACAGAAAGUUCACUCACAGAGAGAACGUAGAAAACAAGCACUCACAGAGAGAGAUAAACCAGAAGACUUUGAUGCUGAGGAAGCAGAAUUGUUAAGGGGGGAAGAGAGCAAGAAGAAGAAGUUUCGAGAAUGUAUGUUCUAUAUAAGAAUGGAGUUUAGACAUAAGCACACCGUGUUUUCCUUUUACAAGCAUUUCACUUUUAAUUUACAGAUAUUUUUAAAUCCAUCUAACUUUUUUAUUA